Staurois parvus is the source of this 333-nucleotide messenger RNA. The record is from the annotation of a GenBank genome assembly. NCBI's taxonomy places the organism in Eukaryota, Metazoa, Chordata, Amphibia, Anura, Ranidae.
GAUUUUGCAUUUCCGGGAAGGCUGCAUUGUUUUCAAUGGAGCAUUCCUCCCUAUCAGCUUUCAGCACACUGUUCUGGGAUCGCUAAUUACAGCCUUCCGGAACAGUGUGUAACAGAGAGGUACACACCCCCGCCCCAUAGUAAAACACUCCCCUCACACAAUUAACCCUUUGAUUAUCUCCAAAAGUUAACCCCUUCCUCCCCAGUGCCAUUAGUACAGUGUGAAGUGUUUUUUUUUUUUUUGCAUUGAUCACUGUAUUGGUGUCACUGGGGAUGUCCCCAGUGACCCCAAGUCAGUUCCCCCCCCAUGUCAGAAUGUCCGUGGCAGUCCCGC